Biomphalaria glabrata is the source of this 1354-nucleotide messenger RNA. RefSeq lists its product as uncharacterized. Bases 252 to 1112 code for a protein of 286 amino acids. Lineage: Eukaryota; Metazoa; Mollusca; Gastropoda; Planorbidae. The record is from RefSeq and is a predicted model, not a curated record. The transcript has 6 exons.
AAAGAUACACAUUAGUGGGAUUUUGAUCUGGAUCUAUUAGAUCACAUAUUAUAAGCCAUUUUUUUAAAAUAUAUUCAAUAAAAUUAAAUUAAUUGAAGUUGUAUUGGAUACUUUUUAAAUCUGGCUUGGUUUUUCAUCACACGUUAUUCCUACGCUAAAAAAGAUAAUAUUUUCUGAUUUGAUUUAUCUCUAUCGAUACAAUGCAGGAAUAGAUUUUGAUUUUUUGAAUAUUUAAAGAUUCAGAUAUCCAUAUGUACGUCAGAGAGAUGAUCUUGGCAUUAAGUUUUGUUGCAUUGAGUUUCAUUGUACCGAACUCUCAAGCAACACCAAGUCUACAGGAGCUACUUAAUGUAACGUGUACGAAUGAACGCCCUAAAUUUUGCUUGCCUUAUGGAGCUUGCUGCAGGAUCUCCGAAUUCUGUGAUACCCGUACCGGGAUGUGCGAACCAUGUCUUCCCAUGGAAGUCCUUAAGAACUCAGAACAGGAGAGAACAAUUUGGUGUCGAGAUAAAGGCCAGCAUAAUAUAUCGUUGAUGCGGAGUGAAUCGUGUCCGCUGGCCUGUUAUGAUCUCUUCAGUAUCAAGGACAUGAUUCCUUUAAAAGAAACAAACUUCUCAAUAGAUAAUGUCACAAGUUUCACAGAAGUGAAGAUAGACUACAGCACGAGCCACCACGGAAGAAUGAGUACCGCUGCAAUCAUAUUAUCAAGUGCAGCAGUAUUUCUUAUGUUGGCGAUCGGUACAUUUUUAAUUCUUUCUUACAUUAUCAAGUACCGUCCAAAAAAAUCUCAAUCAGCGCAUCCAUUAAUUAAAGAAUCUAUUUCAAGUAAAGAGUCAUCAGCGCAUCCAUUAAUUAAAGAAUCUACUACAUGUAAAGAAUCAUCAUUUGUGGUAGAUAUGAGUUUCAAAGAACAGACUGAUGAAGAUAACCUAUAUACAAGCCAAGUGACAGCCAGUACGCCAAUGAGCAAUCCCGUUGAAAAAUGUUUACUCGAAAUGAAGCCUUCGGAAGAGGGCAUCAUUGACCUUAGUAACAAAAACAAUGUUAGGACCAACACACUGACUCCAUUGGUUUCACAAGAGAUCAUCGACAAAGCGCAUAUAAUGGAGUGAUAGAAAGCCUGAAGAUGAAUAUAAAGGAAACGAGGACUCCAACUGCAGAAAUGCUGAAAAGAUCUCAGAAGACGAGAUUGUCAAAGAACUUUUGCUGAGAUGAUAGGAAAACAAUUAUUUGCUACUAUUUCGUCAAGUGUAAACAUCAUCAGCUUGUUCAUGAAUUUAACGUCAAACUUUUGGCUAGAAAUAUGUAUAAACGUGGAAUAGAAACUUUUUAUGUCUUUGUCCCAAGGAUAGGA